Xiphophorus hellerii (green swordtail) is the source of this 2361-nucleotide messenger RNA. It is a transcript of the gene kcnip3b, whose product is annotated as Kv channel interacting protein 3b, calsenilin. Gene Ontology annotation, molecular function: calcium ion binding; potassium channel regulator activity; RNA polymerase II cis-regulatory region sequence-specific DNA binding. Gene Ontology annotation, cellular component: voltage-gated potassium channel complex; nucleus. The coding region runs from base 740 to 1438 and encodes 232 amino acids. The record is from RefSeq and is a predicted model, not a curated record. The transcript is spliced from 8 exons. NCBI's taxonomy places the organism in Eukaryota, Metazoa, Chordata, Actinopteri, Cyprinodontiformes, Poeciliidae. Gene Ontology annotation, biological process: negative regulation of transcription by RNA polymerase II; regulation of potassium ion transmembrane transport.
GCAACUCCUGCUCCUCGGGACCUCCCCGCCUGGACACCGCUAAGUGAGCUUUUAUAUCUGCACUUUGAAUUGGACAGCAGCUGAAUCUGGAAGCUCAGCGCCUGGAUUACAGAAGUGGCUUCCUGGGUUGUUUAGAUGAGAAGUUCUUUGGUCUGAUUAGUUUGUUUGGAGAUGCUUUAGUGGUUGCUGCAACACCAGGAAGUGAGAUUGUUCUCGGUUUGUAGAAGGUUUCUGGUUUGAGUCCAUAAUGGGGUAAUUUAUGUUGGUUUGCUGUUUACAGCAUGCUGUGCUUUUCGAAAGAUCUCUAUCUGGGUAACAAGUCGUGAAAAUGGACGCUGACACUUUGCUGCACUCUUCACUUCCCCUUGAUGGCGUUCUCAUCCUUCCUUGAGACAGGGAUCGUUUGUGUAAACAUGAGCAGUGAUAGUAUCUGUUUGAGCCGAGAGUUGUAGGAAGUGAGUCAGGGAAGUGAUUGCGAACCUUUAAUGCGCUCUGAUAAAUGGCUCGUCACACAGACUCCAUUUUCCCCGGUGGGCUCGCUGACGGAGGUUUUCCAUAUAUGUCGGCUUCCAGAUAUUUUCAGUGUUGACAUUAGAGCAGCCCAUCCCAAGGCCUCACCUCUGGUAAAAACAUCUGCUUCAGACUCGGUGGGACUCGGUUCUGGUGUCUGAAGGGGGCCGGGGGGGCAGACAAUUGUGUCCGGGUUGGGCCCUGAGCGGGCGCCCUCUGACCUCCAGCUAUGGGCAUCCAGGGCAUGGAGCUGUUCGCCAUCGGGGUGGUCGUCAUCCUCUUCAUGGCGGUUCUGAAGCAGUUCGGCAUCCUGGAGCCCAUUUCCUCAUUUGAAGAUGAUAGCAGCGACAGUGACCUGGAGCUGUCAACGGUGCGUCACCAACCCGAAGGGCUGGACCAGCUGCAGGCCCAAACCAAGUUCACCAGGAAGGAGCUUCAGUCUCUUUAUCGAGGCUUCAAGAACGAGUGCCCCAGUGGGUUGGUUGAUGAGGAGACGUUCAAGUCUAUCUAUUCUCAGUUCUUUCCCCAAGGAGACGCUUCUACUUACGCCCACUUCCUCUUCAACGCCUUCGACAUCGACAGAAACGGCUCAAUCCGCUUUGAGGACUUCGUCAUCGGCCUGUCGGUUCUGCUGAGAGGUUCGGUCACAGAGAAGCUCAACUGGGCCUUCAACCUCUACGACAUCAAUAAGGACGGUUACAUCACCAAAGAGGAGAUGCUUGCAAUCAUGAAGUCCAUCUAUGACAUGAUGGGGCGAUACACGUACCCCUGCGUACGGGAUGAUGCACCGUCAGAGCAUGUUGAUAAGUUCUUCCAGAAAAUGGACAAAAACAGAGACGGGGUGGUGACUAUUGAAGAGUUCAUAGAGACGUGUCAGAAGGACGAGAACAUCAUGAACUCCAUGCAGCUGUUUGAAAAUGUGAUAUAAAACAGAGCUGGAUUCUCUCAGUAGUUUCUCCCUCAUUAGCACGUCUAAUUAUCCAGCCACUUCACCCAGUUCUCAGGCUCUGCACUAACACUUAGAACCGCUACUGAAUCACAACAAAAGCACUGUAAAAACACAGGACGCACACGUUUGUUUCCGCUCCCCUCCGCACUCCUUCAGCCGCAUCAGAAACUGUCCCUGGAUUUUAAAGGACUGCUUCAGAGAAACGAUCAGCUUCCUGGAUGGCAUUUUCUCCCACAACAGAAGAGCUCCUUGUGCGUCCGUCAUCAGAUGACCACUGACCCGACCCGAAUCCUCAUGGAACCUAGCUUUACCACCAACGUACGCGCUCGUGUAGAGACAGACGUUUUAGAUCAAAGGAAAAAUAUUUUUUAAAAAUUCACAUAAAAAGAGAACUAAAGCAUGUUUGAAAUAUGAGAUUAGCUUGCACUAAAAUUUUCUGAUUAUGUAUAAAGCCUUUGUAGAUACCUGCAUCUGAUGCACCACUGAUGGAAACCAGUGUGCUUGUAUAUAUGUAUAGUUAAUAGUUAUAUAUCCUGCAUUGGGUUGGUGUUUUCUGUGCAGCACUGGAUGAUGGAACAACACCAGAACUGAACAACUGCUUAAGGGGUUCCUGUGUUAUUCUGUUAGAUACGUUUCAUGUUUAGUAAUUGAAAUUAUUUAAAAAGUUUUAUCUUUUUGUAAUCUCAAAGAUUAUGUCAACAGGUCCGAUUGGAAAAGUAAAUUCCUACAGUGCUCUGGACAAGUAAAAGAACUGUGAAAAGUGUUUGUAUGCUGACUUAAGUUUGUAGCAUAUUGAUGCAGUGUACACGAGCAUGCUGACUCUCAGUCGCAGUGAAAUGUAAGGUGCAGCUGGACCUUUGUGAAGUCACAACAUUAAAGAGCCACAAAUUUCACCAAUUUCA